CUCCACGUGUUGUGCUCAGCCUGGAAGCCCGUCCCCUUCAAAUCCCCGCCGGAGGAGGAGGCGUGUAGGGCUUUUUCUACCUGUGUUAGAAUACCUGGCUGCUGACACUGGAUCAGUAUGGACCGGGCUUAAGAUGCGCAAAUGCUUCAAAUAGAGCCAAAUCCACGGGGUUGGCGAGGCACCGUAUGCGCAACUAGCUGCAAGGCGCAACAAAUUGGAAUUGCUAAUUAGGCUCCGCCGUGAGAGAAGGACGAAUAGGAGGCACUUCCUCCAAGAACUCAUUCACCUUUCACGUCCGAGCCUCUCUCCGCUUUCAUUUUGGAGUUGUCGGGCACCUUUGACGUCGUCGCCAGCAUCUCACCUGCGCCGCAGGACCAUGGAUUUCGCGCGUCCCACGCUUUCAGAGUCGCUUCAGCUUGGCGUCGCGGAAGCCAGGCGGCAAACGUGCAUCUGGAAGGGUUAACCUGCCGACGCUAACCGAGAGCGCGGCCGCUUACGGUGCAUGGCCUCUGGACCGAGUGCUACCGAUCAUGCACAAGCCCCUCCGACCGCGGAGAGUCUACGCGUUCCUGUGUUUUGGCAUCAUUUACCUGCGACUUGGGGCCCUGUCCUCGGUGGUGGCUCUGGGUGCCAACAUCAUCUGCAACAAGAUUCCCGGGCUGGCACCUCGCCAGCGGGCCAUCUGCCAGAGCCGCCCGGACGCCAUCAUUGUUGUGGGCGAAGGCGCCCAGAUGGGCAUCAAUGAGUGUCAGUACCAGUUCCGAUAUGGCCGUUGGAACUGUUCGGCGCUGGGAGAAAGGACAGUCUUCGGUCAGGAGCUUCGAGUAGGGAGUCGGGAAGCAGCUUUCACCUAUGCCAUAACGGCGGCAGGGGUGGCCCACGCCAUCACAGCGGCGUGCAGCCAGGGCAACCUGAGCCAAUGCGGCUGCGACCGGGAAAAGCAGGGCUAUUACAAUCAGGAGGAAGGCUGGAAGUGGGGAGGCUGCUCGGCUGACAUCAAGUAUGGCAUCGAGUUCUCUCGGCGCUUUGUGGAUGCCCGUGAGAUUAAAAAGACGCCGCGCCGCCUGAUGAACUUGCAUAACAAUGAGGCAGGAAGAAAGGUUCUAGAAGAAAGGAUGAAGCUGGAGUGUAAGUGCCAUGGUGUCUCAGGCUCCUGCACCACCAAGACCUGUUGGACUACACUUCCUAAAUUUCGCGAGAUUGGCUACGUACUCAAGGACAAGUACAACGAAGCUGUUCAUGUGGAAGUUGUUCGGGCUAGCCGACUGCGCCAGCCCACCCACCUCAAGGUAAAGCAGACUCAGGGCUACCGCAAGCCCAUGGAGACAGACCUUGUGUACAUUGAGAGGUCACCAAACUACUGCGAGGAGGACGCAGCCACGGGAAGCGUGGGCACCCAGGGACGUUUGUGCAACCGCACUUCUCCAUAUACAGACGGCUGCGACCUUAUGUGUUGUGGACGGGGUUACAAUACACAUCAGUACACCAAAGUGUGGCAGUGUAAUUGUAAGUUCCAGUGGUGCUGCUUCGUCAAGUGCAACACAUGCAGUGAGAGGACGGAGGUGUUUACCUGCAAAUAAAAACACAAGGAAAUUACUGCCGGACAUGAGGCACCAAGGACAAGCUGAAUGAGAAAGACUCGAUAGAGGGAGAUGAAAGUGGAACUCGGACCUGUGACGGAUUUUGAAUUAAAGGAAUGGGAUUUACACUAUCAGCUCUUCAUGGCAUCGUUUUGCACAGCAGAAUCUAUGUAAUUGCUUUUCAGAAAGUCAAUGCGAAAUAUCAGUAGGUAAUACCCCAAAACCUUUCUGUUGCAUAGGGAUUGUGCUUAUGUACUGACAUAUCCACAGUGAAGCUGGGACUACAGGUAAUAAAUAAGCCCCCCUGAGGGAACUGUGCUUUGCACUCUGGGAUUUGUAAUUGGUAAAUUCACAAGAGACUUUUUGAUGGAGAAAAAAACCCAAUGACCAAGGAGGUGAAAUCAAUGGAAACAGCUGAUGAGGGUCAACUGUUAGUUUAUUGAAAACCUUUAAAGAUUUUGUUGUUCAACUAUAGAGGAAAAAGUGAAUCUUGGCGUGAAUGACCCUGCGAAUUGGCUGACGCUUAUGUUUGGGGUUUGCAGAAGUGAAGAACAUUUUGUGAGUAUGGUGUGUUGGGGUACACCAAAAAAAAAGGAGAAUUCUGUUAAACCCUCUGCUGCCAACUGGAAUAUGGUGGAGUAUGUUAGAUUUCCAGUUACACUGGAAUUGUCUGUUCUGAACACUGAAAUAAAUUGUUUAUUUAUGUUAUAGUAUCUUAAAACGAAGCACUAACGGGUAGAGAUCUCUUUUUUGUACUAAGUGUAAAGAAAAUUACUUUUUAGAAACUCUGACUGAAGAUGUGUGUCUAUUAGAAUGAAUCCCUAAAACACCUUGUCUGUUCUUUAAAAAAAGAGAAUUGAAAAAAAGGUCUCCUUGCUACUGGUAUGUUAAAAACUAAAGAUAUUACAGUGUGUUUCAUCUUCAAACACAUUGGUUAUAUUUUACUGUAGCAUAGUUGGUUUAGAGCCCCCUUCCCCACCUCUGGUUGGCUGUUUUUGGAAUUUCACUAAAGCAACAAUAGUAAGAAAACUAAACACUGCAGAGAUCUUUUCCCAAACCAUUAAACAUAGAACUGAUCUUUUGCUGGAUGUGUUGUCGAGUGCUGCACUGAUACUUUCUAUUCAAAUACAACUUAUGAAAACUAAAUAAAUGCUCAUGUCACUCAGUUUGGCAGUUUGUUGCUAAAUGUCAACUGAAAUUGAAUCUGGUUAAAUUCAUCUAAAAAUAAUUGCAAAGGUGCAAGGCAUAGAGUUGUUUAUAAAAUGAGAGAAAUAACCAAAGACAAGGGGUUAAGGAGGUUUUAUUAUUGUAGCAUGAUGUGGAGUCAGACUAAACUUUACUGCUAAACACUAGGGCCACACUGCAGGAUAGAGGGUCAGAUGAUGAGGGACAAAACAGGCCUAUUCUGGACAUUAAACAAGCCACUUUCACAACGAUGUUUGAAUUUUACCAUCUCAAUUGUUUUUCUUUGUGUAGUGUGGUAUAAUUACCAUAGUUGUACGAUAAAACUAGAUGUUUCACCACAGUUUCAAUGUCCAUGUCAAGCCAACUGCUUACAGCGCCAAACGGUGCACUUUUAAGAGUGGGAUUGAUUUUCUCAUAUAACCUUUUAAGUGAAUAUAAGCACAUUUUACAAAGGUCCUUUAAUUUAUGCAGUGUGGUAAGAUGGUAAAUCAACCAUGAAAUAACACAACUUUAGGCGGAGAAUGUUUAGUGCUCUUGGGCACUUUCUGUUGUAAACAUUUGUUUUUAUAUAAUAUUCAUGUUGUUGCCAUCUAUUAAGCUUCAGUCUACAAUAUUUUUCCACGGUCAUGUAAUGUUUACAGGUUGUCAUUUUGGAUUGAUAUAUUAAUUGGUUUAGAAUGUAUUGUAACAUUUGCACAUUAAUAACAUCCACUUUGCCUAAUCAGACUAUUUAGUAAAUACAAACUCCACUUCCAAAAGUUGGGAUUUUUUCUAAAUAAAAUCUGUGAUUUGAUUUCCCUUUAUUUAUCUAACAAAAAACGUUUAGUGUUUCACCAACAAACUGAAUUUUGCUAAUUUAAACAUAUUUUGUUUCAUGACUGCAACAUGAUCAAAGAGACAAAACUAUGUUCAAUCGCACAACCUUCCAACAGAUUAUUUCUCAGGCAGUGUUGCUUGAGAAGAUAUUUUUUGACCCAAUCUGCCAAUGCAUUCAGAAGUUCAAUCUGAAACUGCUACACUAAGAAAACCAUACAUCAGUACCAUGCAGAAAUGCCACUGCAUAUCAACAAUUCCAGCAAAAAUUUAAAGCUAUCAUUUUACUAAAUUGUCUCCCUUCGAAGAAAAGUUCAUGCAUUAAAUCUUGUCCUUGUGUGCAUCCAAGUUUGAAGCCAAACUUUAUGUGGAAUGGGUUGUUCAAACAUUCUAACCACACUUCCAUGUACUAGCUGGCAAAUGGCAUUAGGAAGCAUACAUCAUUAAAAAUCUAAAAUCUAAAUGAAGCAGUGACAUUUUGUAUACAGCACAUGUCCGUAAUAUGCUGUGGUUCUUUGCCUUGAUUGUGGUACGCAUGGAACAGUCAAUUAUGUCUUUCAGCAUGGAACUCGUCUUCCGUGUGUGUCAAACAGAUAUGUGAUCAGAAAAACGAAUAUAAGCAAAAAAGGGAAGAACAGCAAAUAGCAGAGUUUGGAAGUUAGGAUUCUGAUUGAACAUGAAUGCUAACAAAAAGAAUUCCUAAAUGUGAUUAUUUUGCAGUUUGGAACCAUAUUUUAUUUCACAAUCAAAAGCUAGAUAUGUUGUCUGGGUUAACCAGGAUGCAUUAUUUUCUAUUGUGGUUGAAACAGUACAUACAUGCACUUCAGAAUCCAUGGUUGUCAGGGCUAACUAAAUCAGGACUGAGAGUCCUGGAUGACAGAAUAACUGUCUGGAUAUUCAAGCCACUCAUGGCUCCUGUGUUGGCAGAGUUGUUGGGAGUCACUAAGUGGGAAGAGGACCUUCAUGCAAAUGACCUGAUGUGAAUGGGAAGUGGCUCAGUGCACCUCUUGUUUUCAGACACACAAACAAGAGCGCAGUUCUUUUGUGAGGGUGUUUUUGAGAUGGAUGGGAUGGCUUGAUGAAGCAAGGAGGUGCAUGUGUGUGUGUAGCCGGAAACUGCAAUGAAAAGAGUGGCUAUUUGGAAGAAGAGCUAAUUGAGAGUGGUUUGCAGGAGUGGGUACACUGUGUGAUUGCUGCUGCAGCUGUUGGGGUCUGUAGAAUACACGGUACAUCAUCAUCAUGUAAUUAUUCCUGAAAUUCACACACACACACACACACACACACACACACACACACACACACACACACACACACACACACACACACACACACACACACACACACACACACACACACACACACACACUUUCUUUGUAGUUUUAUCUAUAAUGGUGUUGAUCAAAUGUAUGAUUUAUUUUAGCCUGUGACAAUUUGAAAUCCGAUACCUCUAAUUGUUUAUAACUCAUCAUUCACCAAUUACCAUUCUAGACAUAAUCACUGUCAAUGGUUCCAUUCAGCUCUUUCUAUGCAGUUGCUCUGUGAAAGAGAGUCAUGCUACUUCAUUCAUUUGCAGGACGCUCCCACUUGUCCUCCUGUAUGUGAAAAGCUUUGUAGGAGAGCAGCAGAGCAGAAGUAAGAUGGGUUUUGUUAGCUGUCUGAAGCCAUGGGGACCGGAACCGCACAAGCUCCCCAUGCUUUGCCCUGGACUGAGUAAAAUAUAUCCAUUUGUUUCUGAAAAACAUUUUCUCAUUAAAAAUUAUGAGUUAGAAAAACA
Betta splendens (Siamese fighting fish) is the source of this 5352-nucleotide messenger RNA. It is a transcript of the gene wnt7bb, whose product is annotated as wingless-type MMTV integration site family, member 7Bb. Bases 531 to 1580 code for a protein of 349 amino acids. Gene Ontology annotation, molecular function: cytokine activity; frizzled binding. The transcript has 4 exons. Gene Ontology annotation, cellular component: extracellular region. Lineage: Eukaryota; Metazoa; Chordata; Actinopteri; Anabantiformes; Osphronemidae. Gene Ontology annotation, biological process: multicellular organism development; cell fate commitment; canonical Wnt signaling pathway. The record is from RefSeq and is a predicted model, not a curated record.